ACUACUCCCUAUGCCUUUCCGGUUAAUCGUCGCAAUAAAUGGUCUUGACGAAGAAGACGUCACACUCUCGGGGCGAUACAUGCCCAUUGUAAUGCUCACAAAGACAGUUCGAGAAGCCCUGUGCGAACAUGCAGGUCUCAGGCAACCCUUUCUCGACCUCCUUCAUCACGUCUACAAAAACUCAAAUGUGAAAGCAACGCUCGAAGAGGUUCGUUACCGACAUCCCGACGACGAAGACAUUCGUUAUUUCUUCAGGUGGCGCUUCCCAAAUAUACGCCUAGUAACAUCCAAAGGCGGUGCAGAAUUCGAGUGGGGCUAUACGAACGUCGGCGUUGACGCUGCCUGUGACGAUAACGUGCAGAUCGCGUACCAGCUUGCAGAAUGCUUAAUGCUGUCAGCGAAAUCGGCACCGUACAGACAACGAAUCGACGCUUCACAGAUCAUCGCCUCCUACAUCGCCGUCCUCCUGCACGAGCUCGCCCAUCGCCUUCUGGUUUGGUGGUCACGAGGGAAUUGUCGAACGCCUGAUCUUGGUCCGCUCCUGAGAGAAUCAGGACGUUUCAUUGAGGAGGCUUUUUUGGGUGGCGUCUUAGAAGGCUGGUGGGCCAAAGAUAAAGGAGGGGACUUUGAGCAUCUGAGGAAAGUGAUCAUCAGAACACAGUCCGGGCGUUUUUUAGAACUGGAUGAAUACUCCGCAACCGCAUUCUACAAGCGCUUCAACACGUCCACUACCCAUAUUCCGCUCAGCCAUGAAGUAGCUAUGGCAGAAGCUUUUCUAGGGGAUCCCGCCAAAACGAGUCGAGCCAAGAUAAAUCAUGGUAUUAUGCUGGAUACAAGUGACCACGAUUCAUCCGUGACGUCUUCGUCUUCGCCUAUAGGGCUGGGGAUAACUCGAUGUCCCAUUAUAAACGACACAAGACGUCUCUGA
This is a messenger RNA of Laccaria bicolor S238N-H82, 928 nucleotides long. RefSeq lists its product as uncharacterized. The coding region runs from base 11 to 928 and encodes 305 amino acids. Lineage: Eukaryota; Fungi; Basidiomycota; Agaricomycetes; Agaricales; Hydnangiaceae. The transcript is spliced from 3 exons. The record is from RefSeq and is a predicted model, not a curated record.